Messenger RNA from Hymenoscyphus albidus, 2357 nucleotides. NCBI's taxonomy places the organism in Eukaryota, Fungi, Ascomycota, Leotiomycetes, Helotiales, Helotiaceae. The record is from the annotation of a GenBank genome assembly.
CGUACAGUGACUCGGUAACUUCCCUACGGAUUCUGUCGUCCUGCUGCGAUUGACAUCAGACGCAGAGAACCUCGACCACCUGGUCUCUUCCCUCCCACCCACCUCAUAUCCGAGGCACCUUCACGCCGCACCAUUCUCGUGUUCCAGGUUUCUUUCCACCCUCUGUACUCAUACCGUAUUCCUUCACCAACUCCGGUGCGUGGGGCUGUGCCGCCAUCACCGGUAUUGCUUCUUCCUACAGACGACAUCUCAUUUGUUCCUCAUCCACCUAUCUACUCCUAUCCAAACCUCCCCUACCUCCGUGAUCACGUCGUUUCUUGAACUCGUUCGUAUCGACUGUCUCCGUUGCAGGGCAUCACCAAAUAUAUCUCCUCGCCAAAGACUUGGCAGGCAACCAUCGCGACAAUUCCUAAACAACACCACACUUCACGGCAACCAUGAAUUCCAUGCAGCGACAGAUCGCGAAAGCGAGGGGGAAGGGUGGCGCAGACAAUGCCAAAGUGUCUGUGCUACUCAAUGAUUUUGAAGAUGCGGAUAAGAUGCUGACGAAGGUUGGUUGUAGCUCUGUCCCUCAAGGUUCAUGGUGGGGGAGCUCUGCUAAUGACGAGAAUGUAUGGUUUAGAUUAUUGAAGCUUCCAAAACCUGGCGGGAUUCCUGGGUCUCGAUUCUCAACAUUCAGCUCGGAACGGUCACAUUGUUCGAGGAGUUGUACGACCCCAUCGUUGGUGCCAGCGAUGGCCAUGGCCACGAACCCGUCAUGACUUCCGAAGCCCAACUCGAUCGAACGGCGAAACUGAAAGUUGUAUAUGCAGAUUUGAAGACGGAUCUGUUAGAAGAGGUUGCCAUGAUGGACGCCCGAAUCAUCAAACCUGCCACGGAUGCGAAAGACUUUCUACAACCAUUACGAAAGACAAUUAAGAAGAGAGAAAACAAGAGAGUGGAUUGGGAGCGCUAUAUUGACAAAGUCAACACUUUGCAAGCAAAGAGGCUGAAGCGAACCGAUCGCGAGAAUUCUGCUCUGGCAAAAGCCGAGGAAGACCUUGCAGGUGCUGCAGAUGUAUGUCUCAUCCGAAACCCCCCUACGCGACCGCCGACAGUACCUUAUAUAGACAGGUACGGUCGGCGGUCUCGUGGGACAUGUUCUAAUUAUUAUUACAGGCUUUCAAAGUCGCAGACGACAACUUAAAAGAGAAACUUCCUCCUUUAAUUGCCGCCGCAUUUUCAAUCAUACCUCAUCUCCUGAGCGUUCAGAUUAUGAUACAAAAUACACUCCUCGCCCAAUAUUACACAGUCCUCCAUAACUACUGCGAGGAGAAUGGAUUUCCGUCACCCCCGCCGCCUAUGGAAGAUGUCAUAUCUGUAUGGGAAAUGGACUUUAAUCCAAUAAAAGAGCAAGUUGAAAGAAUAAAUUGUGUUGCUCGAGGAAGAGCAGUCCACCAACCCAUGGCACUUGGAGAAGACCCAGGCCGCAAAACAUCAGUAUCAAUGACUGGCUUGAAUGUUCGUAAUGGAUUCCGAGCACGAGCGCCUUCCCAAGGAAGAGUCUCAGCACCCGCAUCCCCCAAUCCAGAGCCUCAAGACGCUCCUCGGCCAAUGCGAAUACAAUCUGCGUCAACAGUCCCAGUUUAUGCGCCUCCAGCAUCAGAGCCAUCACCCGAACCCGAACCACCUUCAUACAGCACAACACCAGAUUACUCAAAAUCCCUCACUCCCGCUUCCACACACUCAGCUCACUCCCCUGCUGGUCCAAGUAUGGACUACUUUCAACGCGGAGCCAUAGCAAAGAAGAAGCCUCCGCCUCCCCCGCCCAAGCGAAUUGGCUCUCGAAAUUUUGCUACUUUCGCAGAGGCAUUGUAUUCAUUUGACGGCCAAAGCGAGGGAGACCUCAGUUUUCGAGAGGGUGAUCAAAUCAAAGUUCUCAAGAAGACAGAGAGUACUGAUGAUUGGUGGGAGGGUGAGCUGAGAGGCAAAAAGGGUAGUUUUCCCGCGAAUUAUUGUAAGCUUCUUUAGCGGUGGUUUUUAGAAGAUGGGAAAGGCGGAAAUAGGAUAGGUAAGAACAUUUGCAUGGGAUAUCGCAUGAUUUGAUGAUUGAUGACUUUUGAUGGGAGCAGAGGGAAUAAAAGCAAGAUGCUUUUUUCUGUUUUGUGUGAGAGAUAGGUAGGUAGGUUGGUAGGUAGGUGUUGGCGUUGGGAAGGGACUGUGAUCCUGGGUGUUACGGUACAGGGUAAUUAAAAUGGAAAUACACGAUGCGUAAUGGGUGCUCUUGUUCCUUACAUGCCAGUAUGUAAAAAUGUAUUGUUCCGUUCUAUUGUGAUAUCUGCAACUGAGUUUCAAGGUGACAGCCUACUCAAGCCCGG